Messenger RNA from Podospora pseudopauciseta, 3102 nucleotides. RefSeq lists its product as uncharacterized. The record is from RefSeq and is a predicted model, not a curated record. The transcript has a single exon. Gene Ontology annotation, biological process: DNA alkylation repair; DNA repair. Gene Ontology annotation, molecular function: dioxygenase activity. Lineage: Eukaryota; Fungi; Ascomycota; Sordariomycetes; Sordariales; Podosporaceae. Bases 1 to 3102 code for a protein of 1033 amino acids. Gene Ontology annotation, cellular component: nucleus.
AUGCGCCCUGCGUUCCCCAUCAACCCCGCCGCCAUUCCGGCCAUACGGACACGGAAGGCCCUGCUGGUCGUCGACCUCCAGAAUGACUUUAUUUCCCCAGGCGGAGCUCUGCCUGUGAGCGAGCCUGACGACUUUGUGAAGCGGUCCCUUGAGUUGGUCAAAGUUUUCCGAGAUUCUGGCGCCGGUGAUGUGGUCUGGGUCCGCAGCGAGUUUGAGCGUCACCGGUCAUUAUCGGCCGAAGGAGAGCAGAUCAUCACAGCCAACGUGCCAAUACGCCCACCAAGACCAGGCAGCGCUCGGGGUCGCCCUCCCACCUCACGAGAACACGAUGGCGCCGCGAUGGAGGCUGACGACGAGGCAUUUCUGAGCAACGGAGGGGCUCCGAAGAAACCCUGUGUUAGAAAGGGGACCAAAGGAGCCGAGUUGGUUGCAGAAGUCCAAGAAGCCGUCGAUGCCACCCGGGAUAUUGUCUUCACCAAGACACACUACAGCGCCUUUGCCUCGAGUCAACAAGAGUUGGUGCAGACACUGAGGCGUCGCUUCGUGACAGGGCUGUACGUGUGUGGAGCCCUGACCAACAUCAGCAUCUACGCGACAGCGCUGGAUGCAGGCAGACAUGGAUACGAGAUGACGAUUGUGGAGGACUGCUGUGGUUUCCGGAAUCAGCUGCGGCACUUCAACGCCGUCAAACAGCUCGUGCAGUUGACGGGCAGCCAGGUGGUCAACGCCAGCGCAGUCAUGCAAGAACUGCAACCGCCGCCGGCAGACAGCCGCCCGUCUGGGCUCUCCCCCUUUAUCUCCAACAUGCAGUUGAACCGGCCGAGCGGGUCUUCGGUCACACCACGGAAAGACAAGGCUCCCGGGCCCACCUCCACGUCUGCCAAGACGGCGCCGCCUCCACCAGAUCGGGGCGCAAGCGGGCCAAGCACUUCGACUGCUGCACACCAACGCCCUUCCCAAGACGCCCAUGUCCAAGUCCAACAGCAAUACAUACACACGCCCUUGGAGGCUGACUCGGACUCGUCGCCGUCAGACAACGAUGAUGAGUCGCUGAGGAAACAGGAGAAGCAGCCCGUCACGAGUGGUGGUGGUUCAAAGCAGGGCGAGCUGUCAUUGAGCAGCCCACAAGGUCCGGCCCGCGCCCCUGGCGCACCCAUCACUAAAUCUGAGAAUGCCACUAGGGUAAGAACACACGCCCGACUACGGCUGCGCAAUUCGGGUUCUGAUAAAAGCUUCGCAUCGCCGCCGAGGUCCCCUCCCAACGCUGACCCAACUCCGCCUGCUGUGAAGGACUCGACCGAGAAGAAAGCCGAUCCUGACGAGCCGCACCAGACCAAGAGAACCAAGAUCGAGGUGGGCUCUGAGACGGACAACAUGGACAAGAAGCAACACGACAGCCUCAAGAUCGAGCCAGACCCGGAGGUUGAGAAGAUCACCCAGCAGCUGACCAACUCCAAGAUCGAGGUAGAUUCGGAUUCUGAGAGGGACAGCAAGGAGCCUGGCAGCCCCAAGAUGGAAGCUGGUCCGGAUGCCAAGAGUGUGGACGUCAAACUCACCAGUGCUGUAUCUGAGCCUUCCUGUGAAGGCGACACUCAUGUCAUCACCAAUGUUCUUUCGCCAACUCUCGCGGCCGAUGCCUUUGAACGUCUGCUGGAGGAAGUCAGCUGGGCCGGCAUGUCCCACAUGGGCGGCGAGGUUCCUCGUCGCAUAGCCGUCCAGGGUGAAGUCGACAAGGACGGAAACAUGCCCGUCUACCGCCACCCAGCCGACGAAUCGCCCCCUCUCCUUCCCUUCUCCCCCACCGUCCUCCAGAUCAAGACCGCAAUCGAAAAGCACCUCGGCCACCCCGUCAACCACGUCCUGAUCCAACACUAUCGCGGCGGCGACGACUACAUCAGCGAGCACAGCGACAAAACCCUCGACAUCGUCCCCAACAGCUUCAUCGCCAACCUCUCCCUCGGCGCCGAGCGAACCAUGGUUUUCCGCACCAAACGCCGCCCCUCCAAACACCACCAAGAAGAAACCUCGCCUGCGGAAAAAGCCAAACGCCAGAUCCAACGCGUCCCCCUCCCCCACAACUCGCUCCUCCGCAUGGGCCUCUCGACAAACAAGCACUGGCUCCACGCCAUCCGCCCGGACAAACGACCCCCCCUUUCCAAAUCCCCCUCUGAACUCUCCCACUCUGGUCACCGCAUCUCCCUCACCUUCCGCCAAAUCGGAACGUACAUCAACCCCUCCCAAACCCUCAUCUGGGGCCAGGGCUCCCCCGGCAAAACCUUUGGUGAAGCCCAACCCGUCCGCAACGGGCAGACUCCAGAGGCGAUUCAACUCCUAAAGGCCUUUUCCGCCGAGAAUAACGAUCCGGCUUUUGACUGGGAGGGCUUUUACGCCGGCGGUUUUACUGUGCUGCACAUGGGGACGCCGAAGCGGUACUGUCUCGGGAGCGACGUCAUCGCCAACGCGAGCGUCUUGUUCGCGCUGGGGGAGUUGGGGGUAAAUUGCGCAAAGGGGAGCGUGAGCACCGCGGGGGGCAGGUUUGAGGAUAACGAUCCCGACCGGGGGGUGGUGGAGGGGUGGGGGAACGUGUUGAGGUAUUUGGAUGCGGUUUACGGGGCGGGGAGGAGGUAUGAUCAGUUUGGUCCUGGGCAGGUGGCCAAGCGGUUCAUGUUAUUGGACAGGGCGGUGAGGGAGUUUGGGGAGGGGAUUUGGCGGCCUGUUCGGGAGGGGUUGGGGGAGAGGUUGGGAGGGGAGGAGCCCGGGAUGGGCAAGGUGAAGAAGGUUGUAACGGUGCUGCUGUGGGAGGAGCUGGAGUUUUGGGAGGGGGAGGUCAGGGCCGGUGCGGAGAGGGGGAAGGGGUUGUUCGUGCUUGGGGGGGAGACGGCGUCGCCGGUGGAUUUCGCCUUGUGGCCGCUGUUGCAUGAUAUUGUAAGGGUUUGUGGGGAGCAGGUGUUUGCGGUGAGUUUUGGGAGCAAGGGGAAAACUACAGAGGAGGGGGAAGAGGAAAUCAGGCAGGUAUAUCUCAGAAAGUAUUACGAGGGGAUCAAGCAGAGGGCUGGGGUGAGGGAGAGGGUGUUGGGACUGUGGGAGGGAGAGCCUUUGUGA